UCCUACAUUGGGUGGCAAUGGCAUGAAUAAUGCUACUUAGGCCUAAAUAAAGUAAAAACGCAACAAUCUAUGAUUCUUCUUUUACUUUCUUUCAUUUUCAUCAGAGGUCAAACAAACUCCAGUCAGAGGUGCAGCAGCAGAUAAACUGGUUUCCACGUCACUUUCCAGAAGUGAAACUGAAACUGAUCCAGAGCUGCAGUCGAGACCAACUUGUGUGUUUCUGUCUGAAGGAGAAUUAAACUGAGUUGAUCUUUUCUUCUCCAACAACUGACUCAGAUAUCGAGUUCAGACAUGUCUGCUGGCAGCAGCCGGAGAUCUGAGGAUCAGUUUCUGUGCUCCAUCUGUCUGGAUGUGUUCACUGAUCCAGUCAGCACACCAUGUGGACACAACUUCUGUAAGACCUGCAUCACCACACACUGGGAUGGGGACAGGAGCUGCCAGUGUCCCGUCUGUAAAAAGGUGUUCAAGACCAGACCUGAACUGGAAGUCAACACCUUCAUCAGAGAGAUGGUUGAUCAGUUCAGACACGAAGCUGAACAGAAAACCAGCAGCAGCUCAGAGCAACAAGCUGCCAAACCAGGAGAAGUUCCCUGUGACGUCUGCACUGGAACCAGACUGAAGGCCCUGAAGUCCUGCCUGGUGUGUCUGCUCUCCUACUGUGAGACUCACCUGGAGCCUCACCUGACAGCUUCACGUCUGAAAAGACAUCAGCUGGUGGAUCCUGUGGAGAACCUGGAGGACAGGAUGUGUCAGAAGCACGAUAAACCUCUGGAGCUGUUCUGUAGAACCGACCAGACGUGUGUCUGCUCACUCUGUCCUGUUUUAGACCACCAGACUCAUGAGUUUGUUCCUCUGAGAGAAGAAUAUAAAGGAAAGAAGGCAGAGCUGGAGAAGACAGAGGCUGAAGUUCAGCAGAUGAUCCAGAACAGACGACUGAAUAUUCAGGAGAUCAAAGAGUCGCUGAAGAUCAGUAAAGAUGCUGCAGACAGACAGAAAGCAGAAGGUGUUCAGGUCUUCACUGAUCUGAAGGAGUCUGUUGAGAGAAGCCUGAAGGAGCUCAUGAAGGAGAUCGAAGACAAUCAGAAAACUACAGAGAAACAGGCUGAAGGCUUCAUCAAAGAUCUGAAACAGGAGAUCUCUGAGCUGAUGAAGAGGAGCUCUGAGGUGAAGCAGCUCUCAUGCUCUGAAGACCACCUCCACCUCCUCCAGAGCUUCAGCUCCCUGAAAGCUGCUCCACCCACCAAGGACUGGACAGAGGUCAGAGUUCAUCCUCCAUCAUAUGAGGGGACCGUGGUGAGUGCUGUGGAGCAGCUGGAGGAGAAACUCAGGAAGAUGAAGAACCUGAUGGAGGCUGAGCUGAAGAGGAUCCAGAAGUCUGCAGUAGAUGUGACUCUUGAUCCUGCCACGGCACAUCCUGACCUCAUCCUGUCUGCUGAUGGAAAACAAGUUCACUGUGGUGAUGUGAGGAUGUAUCUUCCAGACAACCCAGAGAGAUUUUCUACAUGUGUGUGUGUUUUAGGGAAACAGAGUUUCUCUUCAGGCAGAUUUUACUUUGAGGUUCAGGUUAAAGGAAAAAGUAAGUGGACUUUAGGAGUGGCCAGAAGGUCCAUCAACAGGAAGGGAAAGAUCACAGCAAGUCCUCUAAAUGGUUUCUGGACUGUUUGGUUGAGAAAUGGAAAUCAGUACGGAGCUCUUGCUGAUCCUCCAGAAGAUCUCCAUGUUGAUUCUGGUCCUGAGAAGGUGGGGGUGUUUGUGGAUUAUGAGGAGGGUCUGGUCUCCUUUUAUGAUGUAGGAGCUGCAGCUCUGAUCUACUCCUUUACUGGCUGCUGCUUCUCUGAUAAACUCCACCCGUUCUUCUGUCCUGGCCUUAAUGAAGGAGGUAAAAACUCAGCUCCUCUGAUCAUCUGUCCUGUUGAUCCAUCAGUCUGAUCUUUUCUCUCCUGAAGCUCCGUGAACAAAGAGUCUGUUUGUUAAAAGUUCUGAUCUGAGUGACUCUGUAGGUGAAGUCCUGCUGGUGGAGAGGUGAGCUUGGAGACGUCCUCAGAAACAAGUCCACAUUUUUCUGUUUGAUACAAAAUAGAAUCAUGACUUUAUGAUGUUUUUAAUCCUUCUUCUACAUGUUUUGCUCUUAAAAUAAUAAUUUUCUUUUAUAACAUACCCUACUAAUUAUUAAUUCAUCUAUUUACUCUGUGAAGUCAUUAUUAACUGGAUGGUUUUAUAUUUUUAGUUUUUCUGUAGCAUUUUUAGCUUCCAUAAAACACUGAAAUCCAUCACGAUGUUGAUUGUUUUCUUUCUUUUAAACUUGGUUUUAUAAAUGUUCAGGUUAAUAAAAAAUUUGUUUUAAAAAACCAAAAUGUCCUGAUAUUAAUAAUUUUCUGAUAAAAGCUGUAAAUCUGGAGUAUAUAUUAUUGUGGAGUUGGAGUAAUAAUUGUGAAACAAAAACAAAUAAAAGGCUGUUUUCGGGGUCAUUUGUGUUUGUAGAAAAAGAUUCAGCUAUUUCCGUUCAGCUCGUGAAAAAUGGGAGCAUAAACAAAAGUGUUGAAUUUUUAUUUUUGUUGCGUGUAGACAGUAAAAUCAAUGUAUAUUUUGUUUCUGGCUUUAUCCAUAAUGAAGCUUGUGACCUCCAUCUAAACACACAAUAAAAACAUUAAUUUAAUCUAAAAAAA
Nothobranchius furzeri (turquoise killifish) is the source of this 2666-nucleotide messenger RNA. Its product is annotated as E3 ubiquitin-protein ligase TRIM39. Gene Ontology annotation, biological process: protein ubiquitination. The record is from RefSeq and is a predicted model, not a curated record. Gene Ontology annotation, molecular function: protein binding; ubiquitin-protein transferase activity; zinc ion binding. NCBI's taxonomy places the organism in Eukaryota, Metazoa, Chordata, Actinopteri, Cyprinodontiformes, Nothobranchiidae.